Molecule: messenger RNA, 2246 nt
Organism: Orussus abietinus
Lineage: Eukaryota; Metazoa; Arthropoda; Insecta; Hymenoptera; Orussidae
Gene: Syx7
Product: syntaxin-12
Exons: 7
Coding region: 397-1215 (272 amino acids)
Biological process (GO): vesicle-mediated transport; vesicle fusion; intracellular protein transport
Cellular component (GO): endomembrane system; membrane; synaptic vesicle
Molecular function (GO): SNARE binding; SNAP receptor activity
Source: RefSeq, a predicted model, not a curated record
UCGGAAACGUCAGUCGCCGUCAUUGCAGAUGGUGCUGGAAAACGGCAUUCGAGAUACGAGAUUCGAGUGCGCCUGCAUUAUCCGCCGAAUUUCCGAGGUCUUCUGCGAGACUUUUUAAGCGAUUAAAGAACCCUUUGGGUGUUCUCUUAGUCGCAGGACGACGGAAAUCGGGCGAGCCUCCUUCAUUACUCGGGUAGGCGGACUCGCACGGAGAGGCCAGCUCGAGCUUCUUGGUGUUUCCCUCGAAUUAUCGACCAUCCGCGCAUUUGGUACGUGGGUUUCGCGAACCUUUUCCCUCGGCUCCAAGGUUAGCGUUCCACAACCUUGGUGCUCAACUGCAGCAUAAAACGCUCCGUCGAGCGUGAAAAAGAUCACUGAGACUCGAGAACCACCAGGAUGGAUAUCGGGUUCUCUUCGUACCACAAUGGGGGGCCGACGAGGGAGCAGGAUUUCGAGAGGCUCUCCCAAACGAUUGGCACCUCGAUAAUGAAGAUAUCACAGAAUGUUUCUUCUAUGCAGAAAAUGGUCAGUCAGUUGGGAGGGUCGACAGAUUCACAGGAGCUGAGGAGCCAACUACAUCAGAUACAACACUACACCCAACAGUUAGCAAAAGACACGAGUGCACAUUUAAAAGAUCUGACCAACCUGGCAAAUAAUUCAGGAGGAAGCAGCCCAGGCGAGCAGAGGCAAAGGAAGAUGCAGAGGAUGAAGCUCCACGAUGAAUUUGGAAGUGCCUUGAACAGUUUUCAAGGUGUUCAAAAGCUGGCUGCUUCCAAGGAAAAGGAGAUGGUCAGGAAAGCGAAGGCAAGCGUACCUCUUCCUCCGUACAGAGAGAAGAAACAAGAGACUCUGAUCGAGCUACAGGACAAUAGAGCGCAGAAGCAGUUACAGCAACAACACCAACAAGAGGAACAAAAUCUGCGGAUGUUGGAAUUACAAGAAGCAAAUAUUCGUCAGCUGGAGAGCGACAUUAACGACGUGAAUCAGAUCUUCAAAGACCUCGGAGCAAUGGUGCACGAACAAGGAGAAAUCAUCGACUCGAUCGAGGCAUCGGUGGAGCGAACGGAGGUUUUCGUGAACGAGGGUGCCCAAGAGCUGAGGCAAGCCUCCACGUAUCAGAGCAAAUUGCGCAAGAAGAAGUGUAUACUCCUGAUCAUUGGAGUGGUCGUCCUAACGAUCCUAAUCGUGAUAAUAUGUUGGCAAAGUUCCUCCUAAACCAUGGAGCCUGCUCUCGCUGACGGCGAGAAAUUCUGACGUAAUUUAAUCGAAUCGUUUACGACUGACACGUAUUGGGACAACUCCUUUUCGACAGAAACCCGAACCGAUCUCGUUCGCCACCAUCUAUCGAAUGACACGCCUAGCAGGCUACUUUCGACCAUCUGUCAGAAUCAUCGAUGGACGAGCACUUCAGGAAACUUACAAGGCAUGGAAGAAAGAAAAUAAGCCCGAAAGGAGCCGGAUGCUUUGCAAAUAUGCGCUUGGCGUGGGACUCAUUUACCUUUAUAAUCGCACGCUCUGGCGCAUUAGCAUCUUGGCAGCAUCGAUGCAAAGCGGAGCAUUUUGCAGGAUGGCGGAGAUAGAGAGAAGGAGCAUGCAAGAAGCCAGGUGCUAUUCACAAAUGCAUCUUUAUUGACACUUGCAUUGUCCUCUUCAGAAAGUUACUCUCAUUAAUGACUUGGUACCGCAGCACGAACCAGCUUACAGAACGGCGAAGAAAGAAACUUGCAUUCGUAAGGUCGAAUGCUUGAUGCAAAAUCUCCCAUGUUGCGUAGAUAAUUAUUUACAUGCUGUUCUAACAGUUAUUAAACGAGCCCAUGAUCGCUCUCAGGAAAGGCUCGUUCAAAUUAUUGCAGCCAUGGAGGGAGGUCCAAGACACCCGGUCCAUUUUUUAUGAUACUCCGUUCAAGGAACGGCGUCAAUAUAGCUACUACUAUCAUAACCUCAUAAUCGAGUUCACGCUGGCGAAGAGUAAUUUCGUUGCUGGGGAAAAGGAACUCCUAAGAUGAUAUUAACUCCGUAUUGAACGGCCGUACUGUAUAUUGUGCUCGGUACUUCGAGUGUUUUCGUGUACAUCAUUCCAGGUUAUUAAUUUAGUGGCGAUUGUUUGGUAGCGCUCCUCGACAUAACCCGAGGGUUGCUAGUAUAACGCAAUGUAUUAUAUAUUACACUAUAUUUAAGAACGUUGAUUUCUUUUAAUCAAAAUACAAUAAAAGACAAUCUUAUGUCCCCUCUUGAAUGUUUAACUA